Molecule: messenger RNA, 925 nt
Organism: Tilletiopsis washingtonensis
Lineage: Eukaryota; Fungi; Basidiomycota; Exobasidiomycetes; Entylomatales
Exons: 4
Coding region: 91-843 (250 amino acids)
Source: RefSeq, a predicted model, not a curated record
CGAGGGCAGCCGCACGUCGACUCGCCCGGCAAUGUCGUGGUGGAUAUCUACCUCGGCAUCACAACCGUUCUUGCGCUGUUCCUCGCAGGCAUGUUGGCCGCCUAUCUGCGCUCGGCGCCCAACGGCCCCUCGGCACACGGCUUCACGACGCUGGCGCGACGAGCGAUGCAGAGCGGCGGGCUCAAGGGCGUGAUGGCCAUCGGCACACUUGGGCUUCACGUCGGUCUCUCCUCUCCCGUCUGGGUCGGAGCACUCACUGUCACAGGCGUCACGUACGCCUGCUGCAUCAUCGGCAACCUCAACGCCCGCCAUUCGCUACGCUCGGCUCUGCAAGCCACGCUGACAGAGGUGUCGCGCACCGAGGCCUCGGCUGGCCCGACAUGGGCUCAAGUCUCGGACCUCGUCAACGCAGCUCAACGCGCCUCGGCCCCUCAGACGCCAAUCUCACUCUACGCUCCGAAGCUCCAGCUCGUCUGCAGCACGCCUGAGCCGGCGCAAGGCGCGGGGUCGCUGCCGCAGACGCCCCAGCCGAGUCUGCUGCACCGCCGUCGUCGCACAAGUAUCGACCUCGAGCUCGAGGAGGUCGUCACGGGCGACGAGACGCAGGGCCACGGUCUCGGAGGCAUGCCGCACUCGCCUCGUUUCCUGGGCUCGCUGCUGCGUCGCUGCGCAGACCCCUCGCCGCGCAGCGCCUCGUUUGCUGGAGACGCUGCAACCUCAAACGGCGGGGCCUCACCGUCGCCGAGGAACAGCACAUUUGGCCUCUCGCGCUCGCGUGCAACUUCGAUGGCGGGACAUGGGAACGCAGAAGCGAUCUCUCCGACGAACCCCACACACCAAUAGGACGCCGAGCGCUGCGCGAGUCCGACUUAUGACACGGCGUCCUUCACGACGUGCGAGAUGCCUUCGAUGUCGCACCAGCACA